AUUACUCAUACUGCCCGAGCACAAACUAACAAAUAGUCUUUCCAUCCUCCAUUGGAUAGACUUCAAUUCCCUCUCGGUAACCCAAAAAUAACCGCCACUGGUUCUGUGACGUACAUAUUGACGUUUCCUGCACACAUUUUCCCUUUCCGAUAGUGUUUCCAGUUCUUGGUGGAAGACUCAUGACCGCCAAAGAUUCGGACAUCCUCUUAGACACCACUACCGAAGCUGAUAUGGCCAUUGCGGUGUCCCCAAAGUCUACUGCCAUCGAGCCUACCAAGGAGGCACCUUUAGUGCCAUCUUCCCCCGUCGCUGUAGCCCCGGGCAGUGCUGUUUCACGAAAGCCCUCCGGAGGCGCUCACAAAAAUGGUGUUCGAAAGCACCGUAAGUCGCUAAGAGAAGGUGGCCUGUCGCUGAGAAGUACUUCACCAGAUGGGUCAUCCAUCCGCCGUGUUCCCCCCAAGAUACACAACAAAUUGUACUGUGAGCAAGUGAAUAAGAUAAAACGUGCGCCAUCUACUGUCCUCAACAAGUUGAACCACGACGAGUUGAAGUCAGUCAGAUCACACACCGAGUUAGCGGAGACAGCCAAUGGUGUGCGUAUGUUGGCCAGAAACCUUUCUAAGGCGACCAUCCAUCUUGAUGUGAAAACCAUCAUGGUGGUUACCAAAGCCCGUGAUAACUCAUUGAUAUUUUUAACCAGAGAAGUUGUAGAGUGGUUUUUAAAACGGAACAAAAACAUCACCAUUUAUGUGGACUCGAAGCUAGAAGCUCUGAAGAGGUUUAAUUAUUCAGGUUUAGUGGAAAGUGUUCCAACCGCUCGUCAAUAUGUCAAGUUUUGGACCAAGGAGUUUACUAUCAACAACCCUGAGAUUUUUGAUCUCGUAUUGACUUUGGGAGGUGACGGAACAGUGUUAUAUGUAUCAAACUUGUUUCAGAGGAUUGUACCUCCAGUUAUCAGUUUUGCCUUGGGAUCACUUGGAUUUCUUACUAAUUUCCGCUUUGAUGACUUCCGCUCAAAGAUGUUGAGCGUGCUAGAAAGUGGAGUCCGAGCAAAUCUUCGUAUGCGGUUCACUGCCAGAGUUCAUCGUCUGGAUGGACAAUUGGUGUGUGAACAACAGGUGUUGAAUGAAUUGGUUGUUGAUAGAGGUCCCAGUCCGUAUGUGACUAACCUUGAAUUAUAUGGAGAUGGUUCAUUGUUGACAAUAGCACAAGCUGAUGGACUUAUUAUCGCAACUCCUACCGGCUCUACAGCUUAUUCUCUUUCUGCCGGAGGUUCCCUUGUUCAUCCCGGGGUCAGUGCUAUAAGCGUUACACCAAUUUGUCCUCAUACACUCUCGUUUCGGCCUAUUCUCUUACCGGACGGAAUGUUUUUGAAAGUCAAGGUCCCUUUUGCUAGUAGACUGACUGCUUGGGCCUCUUUUGAUGGUAAGGUCCGUACUGAGUUGUUACAAGGAGAUUACGUAACUAUCCAGGCAUCACCAUUUCCAUUUCCAACGGUGAUUUCUUCCAAAACAGAGUACAUUGACAGUGUGAGUCGAAACUUGCACUGGAAUGUACGGAAACAACAACGGCCAUUCAGUGACUACAAGUUGAAUGAUUCAAAUGAAGAUGUGGAACUGCAAAUAGAGAGCUUAUCAUUAAAUGCCUCAAUAACUAUCGACAAUGAUAAUGCGGACUAUGAUAUCAAUUUCAGCGACGAAAAUCCCGAAGAAAACACAAGCCAAUACAGCUCAAGUACACGCAAUAGUCUGGGUCGAGUAGGUAUUCCUAUCCCCGUUACUACAACUGCACCUGCAUCUACAACUCCACAAUCUGCUACUGUCACUGACGCGUCUACUACGACAUCUAAAAACCUUAACGAUUAUCCACUCAGAGUUAACACGGCACAGUUUACACCCAACGGCACCAAUGUGAAUGCUUCUGAUUGUUCAGAAAUUGGAACGGGUAUGUCUACACCCAGUGACACCGAAGAAGACAUCCCAUUUUUGCCCUCCCUCGGCGGAGGGCUCAGUACACCUCCGUCCCACACGAUAUCUUAUACGAACUUGGAAGACAGGCACUGUUUCGCUCACCCUAAUGCCCAUGUAACAUUCGGUUCGUCUUCAUCCGAUAACAGUGGCCACUCAAACUUUCUUUGAGUUUAACGAUUUGAGGUUCUCACGUGAUAUGCCCUCGCCUAGCUAACCAUAUAGAAAUUAUGAACUUUAAUUGACCACCCGCCAGUGUAAGCC
This is a messenger RNA of Yamadazyma tenuis ATCC 10573, 2231 nucleotides long. Lineage: Eukaryota; Fungi; Ascomycota; Pichiomycetes; Serinales; Debaryomycetaceae. The record is from RefSeq and is a predicted model, not a curated record.